GACCUAUGUUCUACAAUGGAUACUAUCAUUUGUUCUACCAAUACAAUCCUAAUGGAUCUGUUUGGGGAAACAUUGUAUGGGCUCAUUCAGUAUCAAAGGAUCUUAUAAACUGGAAAGCACUUGAACAUGCUAUUUAUCCAUCCAAACCCUUUGAUAAAUUUGGAUGUUGGUCUGGGUCCGCGACUAUACUUCCGGAUAGAGGACCCGUGAUCCAAUACACUGGAAUCAUCGAUGAAAAUAACACCCAAGUCCAAUGUUGGGCUGAACCCGAAGAUAAAAAUGACCCGUUUCUUACAAAAUGGGUUAAACCCGAUGAAAACAAUCCAUUUGUGAUUGCUGAUUUAGAUGUGAACGGUAGCGCAUUUCGUGAUCCAACAACUGCAUGGAAGGGUAAAGAUGGAAAUUGGAGAAUAUUGGUUGGUAGUAGAGACAAAGAUAUAGGAAUGGCUUAUUUGUAUAGGAGUUCGGAUUUUAAGAAUUGGACUCGGGCCAAAAAACCGAUCCAUUCCGCUAAAACGGGUAUGUGGGAAUGUCCCGAUUUUUACCCGGUUUUAUUGAAAGGUAAAAACGGGUUGGAUACAUCAAUUGAAGGUAAACAUGUAACACAUGUCUUAAAAAAUAGUCUUGAUAUGACUAGAUUUGAGUACUAUACAUUGGGCAAAUAUUCGUCUAAAAAAGACAAGUAUACUCCAAGGAAAAAUUCAGUGGAUAGUUGGGCUGGACUUAGAUAUGAUUAUGGAAAUUUCUAUGCUUCAAAGUCAUUUUUUGAUGAAAGUAAGAAUCGAAGGGUCCUUUGGGGUUGGGCUAAUGAGUCUGAUACCAAAGAAGAUGAUGUAAAAAAAGGAUGGGCUGGAAUUCAGGCAAUACCAAGAACUGUGUGGCUUGAUUCUAGCGAAAGACAAUUACUAACAUGGCCGGUUGAAGAAUUGGACACACUUAGAGAUAAAAAAGUUACUAUGAACAAUCAAAAACUUGAAAAGGGUAAACAUGUUGAAGUAACUGGAAUAACUGCCGCUCAGGCAGAUGUAGAGGUGACUUUCUCAUUUGCAAACUUGGAUAAAGCUGAGGCUUAUGAUCCAAAAUGGGUAAAUGCACAAGAUCUUUGUUCACAAAAAGGUUCAAAAGUUGAAGGUGGAGUUGGGCCAUUUGGUCUUUUGACUUUGGCUUCAGUAAAUCUAGAAGAAUUUACUCCUGUGUUUUUUAGAGUCUUCAAAGCUCCAAAUAAACAUGUAGUUCUCUUGUGCUCUGAUGCCAGCAGUUCUUCAUUGAAGAGUGACCUUUAUAAGCCAUCAUUUGCUGGAUUUGUAGAUGUGGAUUUAGCCACUAAUAAGAAACUUUCUCUUAGAAGUUUGAUUGAUCAUUCGGUGGUGGAGACUUUUGGAGAAGGAGGGAAAACCAACAUUUUGUCUAGGGUUUAUCCUGCAUUGGCAGUGACCAAUCAAGCUCAUUUGUUUGUUUUUAACAACGGUACUGAACCGAUCACUGUGGAGAGCCUUAAUGCAUGGAGCAUGAAGAAUGCUGAUAUAAAAUGAUAUAGUUAGAAAUCAACAAGAGAGUUGUGAAUGUUGAAAAUUAUCGAAAGUGAUUGAUAAAGUUUACAAAUAUAUAAAUAUUAUUAUACUGUGGAUUUACUA
Vicia villosa (hairy vetch) is the source of this 1634-nucleotide messenger RNA. Its product is annotated as beta-fructofuranosidase, insoluble isoenzyme 1-like. The transcript is spliced from 5 exons. Gene Ontology annotation, biological process: carbohydrate metabolic process. The record is from RefSeq and is a predicted model, not a curated record. Lineage: Eukaryota; Viridiplantae; Streptophyta; Magnoliopsida; Fabales; Fabaceae. Bases 6 to 1532 code for a protein of 508 amino acids. Gene Ontology annotation, molecular function: hydrolase activity, hydrolyzing O-glycosyl compounds.